AUGUCUACAAACCCACUCAUACCGCAUCCUCGAGCACCAAUGCGCCGACGCACGAUUCGGUGGCCAUCAGGAACAUCUGCUAGUACUCGGAUAGCAAAAAUCUUCUGUUGUUGUAGGAGGAGCACGGCUGUAAGUGAAGAACAAGCAUAUGAUGAACUACCUGGUUCCAGUGACGAGGGUCCGGACGAUCAACCAAGCGUCAAAAGUGAAGAAGAGGCAAAUGAUCAACCUGCUUCGAAGAGCGAUGAAUCGGAGGACGACGCAAGGUCUCACGAGGAUUCAGACAUCACUUUUUUCCCGGACUUUGAUGGAGCAUUCGUGGGCAGCAUCCCUGAACCUUCGAUGCCGUUGGAUGUCUCCAGCCAAGCCAUGAGACAACCCGAUAUCGAUGGUUCUCCAGAGGUGACGAGACAUGGCUUACCUUACCCGAGCUACGACAAAGCAACUCCAGUAAUAAAUUCUCUCAUGGAUGCGCAUUUUCCUACAGAUGCGCGUGUCUCGGAACAUAUAAAAUGGCUAUCAGCCUCAGAUCUAAACAAGCACUGCCUGAAUGCAGCGAAGGCAAACGCAGAAGCAAAUAACAAAAAGUCAAGAGAGAAACAAAGAGAAAGGGAUAAAGGAAAAGGGAUUGCUGGACUUGUUGGGAGUGGGUUGGAAGGGGGUAUUGCUGGCUUAAAUGUUAUACCACGUCCACUCGUAGGACAAACUAAUGCACCACUGCUGAAGAAAAAUGAGCCGCCCACGUCUCAGCAAAAAGGGGCAAAAUUGAACACCACGAUUCCACCAUGGAAGCCACUGCACAAUGCUGGACAAUCAACAGCGAAUGGAUUUUCAGGACCCCAAGUAGAGCCAAACGCGAUGCAAAAUCGGUCAGGAUCAGACUCAGUUCACAAUGAUAAGAUAGAACCGACAGCGACUACACCUUUGCUGCAAAACAAUAGGUCUAAGCAAGCGGAGCGUGUCGGGGAAUCCGCAGCUGGUCAUGAUGUGGGAUCGAAUUUCACAUGGACUAGCUCAUGGACUGAGACCUGGAGUGAAGAGGAAGAUCUUCCAGAGAAAUAUCGCAUUGGACCAAAUUUGCCCCCCUCGACGGGGAGCCCUUCGAGAAGCACUGAGGUGACUGGAUCUCCUGCGAUGCAGCAGCCUCUGACUGUAUUCAUCAUGCCAAUGAUUGAAUACAAUACCCCUCCAGAAGAAAUCUACCAUGAUCAAUUUAUACAGCCCUUUAAGAGAGAAUGUCCCCUGAAAGACAAGAGGGGAAAAUCUUUACACCACCCCCUACCUCAAGUCCCUUCCGGCCUGCGGCUAGUAAAGGAUGUCCCAGAAGAGCCAGCAGCUGACAAGGGACUUAGAUCUCACCCAAUGACUUGCCGAGGCAGACCAUUCCUUGAAGAGACGCUAUCAUGUGAUAGGAACGAAUUGCGUGUUUUUGCCGCCCACAAAAGCUUGCUCGCAGUUCAAGCACCUAAUACACAGUUGCAGAAAGCGUAUCAGAAUGGUUCCAUUCCUACUGUAAGUCAACGCAAACGUUGGGUACGUGAUUCGGCGGUAGCUUCCGAGGGAUCACAAACCAAAGACGCUAUUCAUGAGUUGUUCCCUGCUCGUUCCGCUGAGUGUGCUGGAGAGAAUGGUACGUGGCUGGGUCCUGGUCUCAAGAGGGAAGAUUCUGGGUAUAUUUCGGAUUAUGAAGAAUCAACUCCGCAACACGUUGAGUACGUCGGCGAACCUAGCUCCUCUAGACCCAGAUUUCAACUUGAAAGUGAUGAGUCGCCAGACUAUGAUCUGGAAGAACAGUUUCUCAGCGAAGCCGCAUUCUGGGAAACUUUGGAUCGCGAGGAGAAUGAAAGCGAAUUCAAUACUUCUAAAUCUGGAAAGUCACCACAACAUCAAGCUAGGGAGAAAGAUUCUCUGAAGCAUCCUGUUGGGGUAGCGGAGGAAGACGGAUCACCUGCAGGUGAACCUCCUUUCACUGGGAUCUUGCAAACCAUUGAACAUGCAGAGGCAUCUGAUACUCAAGAUGCACCACAACUCAGUGACGAUGUUACGACAAACGGCGGGAACAUCACAACCAUCUCCGUUGAAGUUGUGGAAUGUUCUUCUCCUGAAGGUUCCCCUGUUUUGCCUAAUGGAUGGAAUCCAUUUGACCCGGAUCUAGAUCUUUAUGAGGCCACACCAGCCAGGAGAGCCGGCCAUAAUUUCAUACCGUCAGAUGAUUUAGACAUUCUAUCUAACAGACCGGGCAGUCCUGACGAUUUAUCACUAAGCAGCGAUGAGAAUCUCAUACCAACGUGGCUCUUCUCGUCAGAUUCUGAGGGAUCCGUCAAUUCUGACCGUAAUCCUGUACUGUCACGCUUAUCGCCUGAUUCUGAAAGAGUUGAUACGUCUGAACGCACGCUAGAUCGUCUGUUCCGUGAAGUAGCCGAUGUUUACUCGGGGACUUCUUCGUCUGUAAAUAGUGAUGAACAGUCUCAUACUCCAGCCUUAUCGGAUUAUACUGGUGACACGCCUGUGUCUGCUACGGUAGCAGCUGAGGUUAAGGAAGAUCACGGCACUUCGGAUCUAGGUGAUACAUCAACUCUCAACACGGACCCAUUCACGGCUUAUCCGGGGGUUCUGAAGAUGUAUGCAAACCAGGAGAUUUCCCUGUUGGAAGAUUAUCCAGCUCUGUAUGCUGAUACGAUUCCGCUGGCAGCUUUGGUCUCUGAGGUCGAAAAUAAUUUGUCUGAGUACGCUACACCUGACAAUUCUCCUCCUGUAACCGAGGACUUUCUCGGGCUAUACCUUACUGGUGAUAAUCGUGAGCCUAAUGCCAUUGCUCACGAAGAACCAACAGAAUCAAGGUAUGAAGAUGGGGUUGCUGAUGAGGAAUAUCAUGAUGCCCUCAUGGUUCUACAAGCUCGCAUACACGGUCCUGAUGUGUCACUCGACGAGCAGAUGUUUAGUCAAACUAGGGUACCGUACGAAUUUGAUGACGAGAUUGUGAGUGAGGGUGAGUCUCGAUGGGAAAAAUACAUUGCAGAGAAGCCACUAGCGGAAUUUCCCGAUGAGUCGUGUUGCGUCUACUCUCCAGACAGUGAAGCUUCAAAAUCUGAUAUGCCUUCGCUAACAUCGUUGGAGUCUCGUGGAUUCAGUAGAACUCUGUCCGGAUCGACUAUUUGCUCUGAGAGUUCCAGCGCGUCAGUUUUAGAUCAUUGGGAGUAUGAGCGUUUAUCAUCCUGCCAGUCACCGAUACUUCAUCCUUCUCCGAUCUAUGGCUGGAUGGAUGAUCUUGGUGUCGCUAAAGGCUCCAAAGACGCGCACAUUAUUUCUCCUGGAUUCCAAAAAAGAGGAACCAGUAAAGCACAAUGGCCUACUUUCGAUGGAACCCGAUCAAAACUUCCGGAACCAGUUUCUCCGCCUAUUACUCCACCACCUGCAAAUUCAACAGCGUUCAAACCAGAUCCCACAUCACCGCCAUUCAUCCCUACGACUCCUUCUCCACAACUCAGCGACGCAAGUCAGUUUCUCUAUGAGCAGUGGAAAGCUGAACAUCUUAAACCUCAAGAGAGGAAGUUACAGGCGUUUAGGGAGAGGAUGAAGGAGGUUAGAGAGGAGUAUGAGAAGUUUGUUACUGCUGAUUGUGAGGAUGAGAUGGAUGGGUAUUGGAGCGAUGAUGAGUCCUUUUAUCCGGAAGGUGCGGCUGGGAAGCGUGGGUCGAGGUAG
This is a messenger RNA of Glarea lozoyensis ATCC 20868, 3702 nucleotides long. RefSeq lists its product as uncharacterized. NCBI's taxonomy places the organism in Eukaryota, Fungi, Ascomycota, Leotiomycetes, Helotiales, Helotiaceae. The coding region runs from base 1 to 3702 and encodes 1233 amino acids. The record is from RefSeq and is a predicted model, not a curated record. The transcript has 3 exons.